Xyrichtys novacula (pearly razorfish) is the source of this 14367-nucleotide messenger RNA. The record is from the annotation of a GenBank genome assembly. NCBI's taxonomy places the organism in Eukaryota, Metazoa, Chordata, Actinopteri, Labriformes, Labridae.
AAGAAGGGACGCAAUUACCAAAUAAAUGAAGCGCAAUAAAGCGCUGACGGUAGCAACAGUGAUAUACUAAAAUUCAACGAAAUUGGCUGGUUAAAAGAAGCAUGGUUAAGUUUUUAAAAAAGUAAAAAUAACCUAAGAGGGUCCCCAGUAGCCCAUAUCGUUUGUACUUUAGAGCAGAGGUAGGAGGAGGGUUUGUGUUGAGAAAGUUUGCCGCGACCUCUCAUCGCCUAUUUAGUGAAGGGAAAGGAAGAAAACCACCUGUAAGCUCAGAUUUCUAUCAGAGCAACCCUAAAAAAGCAAGUCAUUCAAAUAAAUGACUAUUCAUUUUACUGAAUAUGAGAAUUUCACCCUCCCAUUUGUCGUACAGCGACACACACCGCCAUCAGUCUGUUUGACAAAUGUUGCUGACCUCACAAACGGGUAAGUUGACGUUCACCUGUCGCUGUCAACCGAUAACUGUCACGUCCUUUAAUGUCGACAAAUUAGAUGAAAAAACUCUUGUUUGUUAACAUUUUUCUGUACAGGAGUUGUCUAUAUUGUCUCAGUCAAGCUGGCGGGAAAAUAGAGUUUGUUAGGUUUAGCUUUUAGCUAACUUGUUGUGUCAGCUGGCUGCAGCAAAAGCUAGAAAGACAUUAUCACUUUCUGCUGUCAAUAGUUUUACCUUUAUAACUGAAGCGUACUUAUUUUUGUGUUCAAACUUAAGCCUGGAUUAAGACUGAAAAAGUCACUCCCUUAACUUUGCUCAAGCUUUUAUGCUGAGGAACAGGAUCUCUGUGUUACUUAAUAUUUCUAAAGGAAAAAGCCUAAAAUAUAGUUGAAUAAAUAUACAGGUAUAUACCGGUAGAAAGGGUUUUUCACCUGAACUCAGUCUACCUCCUGAAGCCUCUUAUCAAGCUAGAUCCUCCAUAUUUGCUGCUCUUUUUCUGAGAGUUUUUACUCCAACCUGAUCUUCUCAUGGUGUGGUAUUCUUAUGAAGUUUGACAUGCUGCACAUACAUGGUUAGAAGUACUUUCCAGGUAUUUUACAGAGUUGAGUGGAAUCAAAAACAAGUGUUCAUGUCCCUUAAUAAUUGACAAUAACUUUAAUGAUAUCCAAUGUUAGUCUUCUAUUACAAGACUAACUCCGAAUGAUCAGACUACCUUUAAAAUAGAUAUUUUAUUGCAUUAUUAGAUGUAUUUUUUUAGUAACUGAUCUAAAUGUGCUAUAUUGAUUGACCUCAAGAAUUGAAAGCCGCGGGUAAUACUCGCUCUCUUCUCUGGCUGCAGGAGAAGCUGUGAAGAUCAGUGACAUGGCACAUGAGGAGCAACCAGAGAUCAGCAUAAAAAAAAACCAAGAGUGUAAGUCAAGUACAUCCAUGUAUCAGCCAAGUGCAUAUGUUCUGAGUAAGCUUUGCUUUUAACUUUGAAAGGCUACAGGGUAUCUGUUACCCUCGUGUUACUUUAAUCUGACUUGAUUUAAGGCCAUGAAGGUUAAGGUUAGAGAGAACGACAAGAAGUAAACUUUUAUCAGUAUUGUUUUAUAACAAUCUAAGUUUACUGUAAAAUGUACAAAGUAGUUCAAGUUGAAUUAAUGUCUUAUUUUAACUGCCCAAUGUGUCUUCAGCUUGUAUUUGCAAGAGCUGAAAAAAAAUCUUCAUCUCAAAUUGUAAAAUUAACAUGCCUGCAAUGUUGCUGCAAUGUUUCAGUUCAGGAACAAGACAAAGUUUUAUUUGGAUGGUAAAGAUGUUUUUUUUGUCGUUGCAGUGCUGGUGAAGGCUCAGUUGCUGCUAAAAGACAUAGAGGAGCUACUGGACUCUUGUGCAUCAGCACAGCCCUCCAACCAGAGACAGGUAAGAGUCACAAUCAGAAUCCAAAUCAGGUUUAUUGUGAAAGAGGUUUGCACUUACAGGGAAUUUGUUUAGGUUUUUCAGUACAAAAAUAAUAGACACAGUGGUGGUGUAAGUAGAAUAAAUACACACCAGUAUUCAUACUAUCAAGAAACUCAGAUGGGAUCAGAUAAAAAUACAGGAUAUAUCUAUAUAUAUGUAUAUAGAUUAUAUAUAUAUAUAAACCUUCAUGAUGUCCCACUUCUACUUGACCCCAACAGGCAGCAGUUUGCAGCAUGGUCUGGGUCAGUUUACAAAGUGGCAGGAGUGUGAAUCCUUUGACAUAUUUAACCUUAACCACACUAUCUUUUGGGAACUGAGUUGUCCACUUUGUUGUAUGAAGUUUCCCUUCUUUCCCUGCUGACACUGCAGCUCUAAUGUUAUAGAUUAACCAGAGAGGUAUAAUCAGUGUAAUUUAUGUCAUCCUGUCUUCAAGGCACAUAAUGAAACAGAUAGGACUAUUACAUUCACUCAAUACUGAGGUCACAAGUGGUCAUGUUACAGUAGAUCUCAACAGUUGCGUAGCAACACAGCUAAUUUGCCCUUUCAGCUGCAGAGCACUUGCUAGAGAUGUAAACUGAAUUGCCGUCAAUGAAGUUGUCAGUUGAUGUAGAAUUUUUUUAUGUAUUCCUCAAAUUAUGUAAUUCUCACUGCAAAACAAUCAACGCCUCUGAGCAUCUCCAACACGGGCUGCCAUUAAAGUGAUGAAGGGACAAACAGCAUUAAGCAUUAAAUCCUCCAGAUCUAUUCUGCAAAGUUCCUGAAAGGCCGACAAUUUUUUUUUCCUCAAAACAUUUGUUCAGAGAGGAAAUAAUAUAUUACCCUUAAGAACAACAUGCCUCUGAAGCACGGUGCUCUGAUUUAGGAGCUGUUAUUUUUCUGUCAGUUGAUUUACAAGAACCCUGAUGGCUCUGUUGAUUUAAUCCUCACUUGUCGCCGUAUUUCUUCGGAUUCUGGCUGAGGCCCAGUUGGAUGACACUCCCAACUUCAGUUCCAUCGACAAAGACUGCAGUUUGUUUUGCUGUUGCUCCAAAUGGAAACACAACUAUUCAUGAGUGGCCUUCUCUUGACAAAAUUGGAGAUGUAGGCAGUCAUCUAAAGGUCUGGGACCAUGCUGGCAAAAGAAGUCAGAGGACUGUCUUUGGAAGGCCUCUCUACUCUCAAAUAUAUUUACAUAUAUUUGUAGACAUGCAGUUCAAACCCAUGUGCCUUCCAUCUUUUUAUUACAGAUACUGCACAGCACCAUUUUGAACAGUGAUAGAUCUACAAGUGACCUUGUUAUUAUUUGAUGUGCUCAGGCAUGCUAUGCACAGCAUGGUCUGGUGUUCAUGAAGUGUUUUUGUUGUGACAGAUUCAGCAGGAGCAUCAGGACAGCACGGAGCAGGACAUAGAGACCUUGGUCAUGGAUGGCAUCAGGUUUGAGAGUGCAGCCAGCUGGGAGGACCUGAGGAGGCUGAGUUCACAGGCUGCUGGUGCAGGAGGACGUCAGGGUGACACAUGACUGAUGGCUACUUUAGUGGUUUCACUGCACAAGGCCAGCAAGGUGAAGCAACUAACAGAGGUAACCGUGGCAGACAAAGAGCUAACAUAUGACAAAUGAUGGAGGGGGGAAAACAAUUGGCAUGUUUCUGUCUUCACAACAGAGCGCUGACACUCUGCUUAAUAUACACUUUAAAGGUAGAUGUUUCGCUUUGUGCUGAAUGUUCAUGUUGGACAUAAUUUGCUUGUUGAAAGAUGGUUUUGACUUCAGUUAAAAGUUUUAGAAUCCAGAGCUACAGUUUAUUUUGAGUGUUGUUUGUAUUAUAGCACCAAGGAAACAUCCUUAGAGGAAAUAUGAGAGGCAGAAUGCCAUUGUGGAAGGCAACGGUCAUGUCCGCUCUUUGUAUUUAGCUUCAUGUCCAAAUAGCAUGGUGCAUUCUGCAGUUGCAGUAAAGUAAUCUGUGAUGGUAUAUACUCUACAGUUAAUUCUUUUUUAUAUCAUCAGAGUUGCUGCCUUUUAAUACAGUCUGGAUCUAUUCAGUCUAUCUCUAUUCAACAAAGUUUGUGGGUUAGAUGGGGACAUUGCUUUUUCUUUGAUUACACAGCGCUGUUAGAGUAUUCAAUGUGCUUUCUGUUUGUGCCACACUGUAGAUCAUCUCUGUCCCUGAAAGCCCCUCCAUUGCACUGCCCAAAGUCAAGUUAUACUGCCCAGCAUACUUGUACUACAGUCAGACUAAAGUGUGAAAUCGUUCUGACAGUUAUAUUUUGCUAUCUGAAGGUGUUCUGAAGGAGAUCUUUUAACCCUCAAAUGAAAUGACCCCAAGCAUAGGCCUUUGACAUUAUAAAUCAGCAUAAGUUCGAAUUUUUUUGUUCUCUUUUAGGUCCCUAUGACUUGCUGUAACUGUGGUUGGAAAACUGGGAUUCAAGUCAUUUGACACAAAUUUUUAUUUGUUUUGAACACAUUUCAUUAAAAAAACAGCAUCAACCCUCUGUAUUUGAGGAUAAAUGUCAUGAUUAUUUCUAAAAGGAACUGAUUGAAUGUGAUAUUCUUUUUCACAUUAAGUACUGGGCAGGAGAUAGAGCCGUCGUCCAAUAACUGGAAGGUUGGCGGUUUGAUUCCCCCCCUAUCCCGAGUCUGUCCGUUGUGUCCUUGGGCAAGACACUUUACCCACCUUGCAUCCAGUGUGUGUCCUCCACUGCUGUAUGAUUGUGAGUGUUGUGUGGUGGUGGUCAGAGAGGCCAUAGGUGCAAACUGGCAGCUACGUUUCUGUCAGUCUGCCCCAGGACAGCUGUGAUGGAUGGAUCCGAUGUAAAGUACUUUGAGGGUCUCUGAUAAAGCGCUAUAUGAAAUCUGAUGCAUUAUUUGAUGCAUUAUUACUCACAGCACACUGUUGAACACAUUUUAGAACUUUUCCGAGGUUGAGUUAAUUCUGCAGCAGAAAUGGGAAAAAGAGCAUAAAACUAUGCAACUUUGAUCUGAGUGUGCAAAAGGCAGCCAGUUGCAGUGUCAUUAAGAAGAACAUGAGUAUUAGCUCUUGGUUACCUCAUAGACCUUUACCUCAUAGUCCCUUUAGUAAACAAACUGUUGACUAAAUAAUCACCCCAGACUUAAAACGAAUAAGUCUUGCCUGGUCAUGUAAAGCUCUGUGUGAAAUGGAAAAGUAAGCUGUUGUGAAUCUAAAGUGAACAAACAAGACCUGCCAGUAGAUUAACAAGUGUCAGAGCAUCAAUGUAACCAAUUAACAAACUCCCAAUUAGAAUGUCUGCUCUGUGAUUAGGCCCAGAAGUUUACCAAGCAUUAACAUACUAAACAGACCAACAUAAUAUAUGCAAAUAGGGUCAUUAUUAUGCAUGUGCUAGUUCACUGCCCAAAUGAAGUGCUUGUUUGGAGCACACAGGAUGUGUUUGCAAGCCAGAGCUCUAUGACAGCAUAUUACAGGAAUAAUGGUCACUUGAAAAAUCUUUUUCAAUUUACAUUUGGCUGUGAGCUUCAGCAUCCACUGGAACCCCAACGGCAGCCUAAAUCAAUUCUGGUAACCCAUUUAAAGCUACAGCGAGUGAGAAAUCAUUUGUAUUUUAAAGAGAGAGGCUUAAAUAAUAAACAGUGUGGACACAAUGAUAGUGCUAACACACACACCCACACACUUAACUCACAAAAAGAAGACUUCUGCAAUCAGACUAAGAGUCAGAAAAAGUGGAGAAGCAUUCAGCAGAUGCUGAAUUAGUAAUGACAGAAGUUUGCAGGCUGGCUGUGUUGAUUGUCAGAUUUUUGUCCUAAAGUGCUGCAUGAAUUAUUGAUGUUACAGCCUAUGUAAUUAGAUGUUGAUGAGAAAAGACUGGACCAGGAGAAGUCAAGCUCUUGCUGUUUCUUUGGAAAUGAUUAAUCAGUUGCUUAGCCCUUAAUCAUUUUUGACACUUUUAGGACUCUGGACCUCUUCUAAAAGCGACGGCCACACUCACAACCUCCUCACAACUCCUUACAGCAGAUUGACUCCGCUGUGCCGUGUGGUAUUUUUCUGGUUUGUGAUUGAAGUUGUGGUUCGAUGCUCUGAUCAUCUCAAGCCUGUUUUAGAUAUAAACAUCUGUUGCCCAUAAAUCUACAUAAAUGAAACUGUGGAUGCUUGUUAUUGUCACUUUACACCAGAAGAGGGCGCUGUUUCUCUGGUAUUUGGUUGCACUGGUCUGUAAGGUGAUAAUAGUUUGUGAGAGUAAGACAUCCAAAGACAUAUGAAACACACUGUAACACACUCCAGAGAUGACAAAAGGCCUAUGGUUUAACUCUGUAAAUUGUCUUUCACCUCAUUAUAUGAAAAAAUUGAUCAAAUUAGUUUGUAAUACAGAUUUUUUGUGUACUCACCUUGUCUUUUGGCAGAGGAUUCACCUGCCAUUAAUCACCAGAGAGACAUGUUUGGGUGUUGGGAGUCACAGUACACCCUCUAUGAUCCCCUUCUCCGCAAUAUAACACCCCAUCAAGUACAACUGCACUGCUGCAGUUAAAGUUUAGGAGCAGUGAUGCCAGCAGUACGGUCAUACAUCACACUGCUGUCUCAGAGUUGUUUCACACUGCUGAACUAAACUGCUGCAGCACAAAUUACACCUAGAGUCGACAUAACUCCAGUAUUUUUCUCCCUCUGUUUCCAAACACUGGGGAAGUUUGACAGCUGUGGAUUGCCAUGAUGUGGCGAAGACUUAUUGCCCAUCAAAUGCUUGUCAGGCUGCACUGAGAGGAAUGUUGUCAGAAACUUUUGUUGGAGGCAGACUGGAUUUUGACAAACACUUGAUGAGAAAAUGGCUAAACCAAAGAUUGUAUCACAGGUUUGUGCAUUUUGUGUGGGGCUCGUACCUUUGCGAAAAGGUUCUUGGCAAUCCACUGGGAGUUUUUGUAUUGUGCUUUAAACCCGAAGAAAAGAGCCUGCUUACCGAUUCAACACAGACCCUGAAACUGUGCCACGUAAUCAAGAACUGGCCUUUUUUAGACAACGUGGGGGUCAGCCAUAUUCAAGGCCCCCUGUAUAUGUGUUGGUACAGCAGAAGACAUCCCUGUAGACUGGGAGAGUGUAGCUGCAGCAGGGCAUCCAAGGCCCUUCCUUUGUUUUUGCUGAGCCAAUUAGAGAGAGAUAGCAUCUGCUAUGAAGGGAGAACAAUGGCUUGUUCACUGUGUGUUGGAAUACAUGUGUGUUUGGAGAAAGUUUGUGUGUGUAUGUCUGUGGGCUAGUUAGUGAGUCUGUGUGUGUAUGUGUGUGUGUGUGUGUGUGUGUGUGUGUGUGUGUGUGUGUGUGUGUGUGUGUGUGUGUGUGUGUGUGUGUGUGUGUGUGUGUGUGUUUCUUUAGCUACUGUACAUAUACUAGCAUGUGGAAUAUGUGUUGUGAAUAGAAAUGAGAGGGGGGGGGGUGUUGUGUAAAGCAGUGAAGAAACAAGAAAAUGACUGGCUACAAAGUAUGACAGACAGCAUAUGGCUUCAUCUGCUGUGAUUUAAACUUCUCUCUCUCUCUCUCUCUCUCUCUCUCUCUUUCUCCCUCUCUCUCACACACACACCACACACACACACAGGAAAUCACCAGAGGGGCAAAUAUAAAUUAAAAAGACUUCCUGCAUUUCUGCGCUCAGGCACAUACAAUGCCUAUAAUUAAAAAGUCACUGCUGUUGAGUGACACUCGGGCUCACACUCACACUAAGUUUGUGUCCUCGCUCCAACUUCUGAGAAACUUUUUGACAGGAAGUGCAGUGAUGAUUUCACAGCAUGCCGUAGCACUCCAUCUCUCCAAAGGACCUGGAGGUCAUUAACCCCUACCCGCUGCUGUCUUGAGCUGUGCAGAGUUUGAUGACUCCUCUUUUCUGGCUAAGGAGUGAAAAGAGCGAGGUAGUGAUGAUCAGUGAGUGUGUGUGUGUGUGUUUAGCAGAGCUAGCUAGCACCCCUGGCUUGGCCAGCCGGCUCCACCAUAUGGCCACAUUUAUCAUGUAUCUCACUAUUCAUUAAGACUGCCCUUGCUGGCUGCAGAAGCACUGCUGGGGGCCUAAACUUCACCUCAGAAACACUGCGGACGACUGACUGCAGUCCACUGUAAUUUUGGGUGUGAAUGCUGCAAAUUUAUAUAAUUAUAUCCUGCCGGACCCUGUGAACCAAAGGUUAUUUUGCACCAGAGGAAACAUUGAUUAAACUGCAGGUCUUAUUCAAUUAUUAACCAUAGUAAUAUAACACUUUAUUAUGCCUAAAUGUGUAAUUUGUGUUUGAAAGCCCUGCAUGGAUGCAGAGAUCAAUUGUCUGUGUACAAUCUCUCACAGUGUGCAGUUCCCCCAUACUGCGUGUCAUAUUUUAGUGACACCACAAACAAAACCACACUCUGAUUGCAGAAACAAAAAAGAAAAAAGAACCUUCUGCAUUUUUAUUAUAAAGAUGCUGCUGUGUAUUUAUUUAUUUUGGACUUUUAUUUAAAUGAACUCAUCUCCUUUGGCUGCUCUGAGACCUAUUAAAUAACCUUAGUCUGUGGUAUUGCUAUGUUGCAAUUAAAUGCAGUUUUUAUCUCCAAACAGUCAAACUUCUGCAUUCAUGGCACACUCGAUGAUGAAUGUUGUUUGUUAAACAUGUCAAAAACAACAUUUUUUAGUCUUGAAUUUAAACUCUCCUCGAGCCUGAGAGCAAUGUCAGUUAGACUCAAAUCCUUCCACUUUAAUCACAACGUUGCGUGUCACAAGAUGGGCAGAAAUGUACAUUUAGACAUGAAGUAUUAAUGGAUGCUUUCCUCCUUGGUAUACAAAUAGUGCUCUGAUUGAAACAUCAGUCUUGUUCCCGGAGCUAACUUUGGCAGAGCAAAAUGAUUACCUGAGCGGGGGAGUUUGCAGUUUGAUUUGCUUUCCGUGCAGCGUGUCAGACUGUAUUUACACAGUGCCUCAUUUCUGAUGUUCUUCUUCUUGGUUUAGUUCUUUUGCUAGAAUCUGGAUUUUUACUUUUCCUGUUUGAAGACAGGGAUGUGAAACAGGACUGACAGUGAUACCCCAAAACCUUUGCUGUUGAACAAGAUAAUAGAAAACAUUACUUCUGGUGCAAAAGCUGAACUGGAACUCUCCCUGGUUGUCUGUUGUGGAUAGGGGUGUCGCGAUACAACUUUUUUACCUCCGAUACGAUACCGAUAUUAUAGCCUUCAGUAUUGUCAGAUAUCGAUAUUGAUUUGAUAUUGGCACAAAAUUGUGUAUGACAAGUUUUGCAAUGUCUUUUUUAGACACAAAUGAAAAAUACUGCCACAGGACCGACAUCACUCCUUCUCCUUGGUAGUACCUUAGUACACACUGUUGUUGUGAUCACGUGGGCUCUGCAUGCUGGAUCUGGUUGCUGCUAGAUAGAGGUACUGGAGGGUAGUCUGGAAUGGACUGCUUGAAUUGGAGCGCUGAUAUCGGAGAUUUUAGAUGCAGGCCGAUAUAAUCUGAUAUCAGAUUUUUUGCUCAUCCGACCAAUAUCAAUAUCAUAUCAGGACACCCCUAGUAGUGGAGUUUAUACUUCUGUGUGUGUGUGUGUAGUUAUUUCUCACAUCUUUGUAACUGUUAGUUAUUUUUGUCUUUUUUAAACUUAUUGUUUACUAAUUAAACAUUUUGAAAAACAAGUACUGAAGUUGAUGAGUUGAUAUGCUAUAGCAUAGCUGCAUAACAGUUUUCCUUUCCUUUUCAUGUAACGAACUUUAAGAAGUCUGUGGUCUCUGAAAGAAAUGUGGUUUUGAGGAGCUUUAGUAUGUGUCUCUUUGUGAAUAUGUACCAGACAAAACAGGUGGGAAGCUCAAACCUCACUCUGAUCAAAUGUUUACUUGUUGAGCAUCCAUCUGCUGACAGCCUCCUCACUGGCAACAAUUUGAAACUAUCAGCUCAAAGAAUCUGCAAAAGUGUCAGACAGAAUUAUAAUGGGUGUAAAAAAAAGGUGAUUUUCUGGUUACUCUUCCUUUGUUAAUGAAAUAUAAUUCUGGUGGGAAGCAUUUCUAUCAUGAGACUUUGCGCAAGAGGAAAAAAUUGACGAAAUAUAAGAAGUCUAGAGACUAAACCUCAUUGUGACAUCAGUGCUUAAUGGAUAAGCACACCAUGGGCUUUGUAUUUACAUCUACCGCAGUGAGGUCUAGACAGCACUGGUGUUGAAGAAUGGAGGAACUGUGAGCCUCGCUGGAGAUCCAGAUAAAUGCGAUCUGGACAGGAUGUAAGAUGAGCUCAUUGGACACCUGGUUCUCAUGAAAACAAGCUCUGAAGGGGUAGACAAGCUCAGCUGCUUCAAUCCAACGCUUUAAUAACAGUCAAGUGUUAAAAGUUGGCUUCUUCAUGCACCUAAAAAGGAUGUUCCCACAGACUCUGUUGUGAAAGGCUUUAUUUGGAUCAACAACUUACCACCUAAAACAUCAAGACUGUGAUAUGAAGGUCUGUAUUAUCAGGAGUGUAUUGAGGGAUGUAUUAUGAAGUAUAAGUCAGAAAAGAUACGGCAGUUUUAUUAUUAAAUUUUACCAUUUAAAACACAAGGUGCAAAAGUUUUCUAACUGAUCAAACUAAUGCAGUUAAUUAUUUUUUGAGUGGUUAAUUUGAACGUCACUUGAGGAGUUUUAUCACGUUUCUUUUGGUGACUCCUGUUGAAGCUCAUUGCUGACCCUUUCCUGUAGGGCUGGGCGAUAUACCAAAAAAUUACUGAUACCCAAAUUUACAAAAAUAACCAUUUUGCCCAUGUCAAUAUAUUUUGUGUCACAAAAAAUGAAUAAAAGUUGGUUUUAGAUGUGUGUAGGUAGGCUAUGGUCUCAUGUCCCUUUUAAGACGCUGUCCUAGGUCAGAUACGUGACUCCACCCCAUCCAGUCUGUAACAAAGAGGGAAAGACAAGGUGAGGAGAUGGAGGACGGUUCAAAAGCUGUAGCGGCUGGAGCAAAGUAGACGAAGUCAAUGUGGGAGGGGGUGAGCAACAUGUGGAGUAGUUAUCGUCCAUUUAUCGUUAUCCAGGUAAAGUACUUAAUAUAUUGUGAUAUUGAUUUGAGGCCAUAUCGCCCAGUCCUACUUUCCUGUACAUGAUUGUGUAUUAUUCUUUGAUAAAGUUCCCUUUCUGUCCUUUAAGGGUGCAACAGAAACCAUGUGUCAAACAUUUGGAGUAUGGAAAAUGCCAGGCACUUCUGGUUCAUGUGCUGGUGAUUAGUUUUGUCAGAUGUCAAAGAUAACUUCAUAUUUACUGUGUUUUCUGCAGAAGUACGCGCUGUACCUUAGCUUCUGUGUAUGUAUCACACUCAUUAUUGAGAAGAACAACAGCUCGGUUAAAACCCCACUUUCCCCCUCUACAAACUACCUUAAAAACUAAAGUUGUUUAUUCGAGGACUGCGCUGGGACGGUGAGCCAAGCUUCUGUUUCUGUUUCUCUCUGUUAAGCAUCAAACCAUCAAACACCAAGCUUGACUGAACUGCCCUCAGAAAAUCACAGACAGUUGUUGUGCCUGUCAUUUUUAUCUCUGGAAGAAGUCUCUGAAUUUCUCCCUCUGUGUAACACACUUGAUUUUCCUCUUGUCCUGCCUGUCCGUCUUCCUCUGUCUCUUCUUGACGGUUUGACAGCGUGGCAGCAGUGGAGAGACGUCUUCAGUCUUGUUGGGGGGGUGGGGGUGUCAACAGGAGUGAGAUGUCUGUCUCGUCGUCACUGAUUGUCUUGUGUGUGGGUCUGGGUGUGCCCGUGUUUGUGUGGAUUUCGAUGCUUGUGUGUGGGUUCUUCAGGUGUGCAAAUGUUUUGAACGUUGAAUUGUUUCAGUGCGCCCUCUUUUGAGGUGCUUUGCAUGAUUGUGUAGGCCUUUGCAUUGUCACUAGAUUUCUAUAGUUGUUGUGACAGUAUGUCACCCCAUGGAAGCAUCAAAGGAAGAAGCUUGUCUUUCUCAUUAUUCUCUGAUUACAGAAGCUUUGAUGAUAUAGCACAACCCAAUAUUUUACAUGAAUUAUAAAUAGUGUGGAUUUUUAUAGGCUACAAGAACACUUGACUUGCAGUAAAGGGUAUAGAGAUAGGAUUUGAGCUAAAUGCUGUACUUCAGAGCAUUAAACACAGCUUGAUACUCCUAAAGAUUUUAUUAUGCUAGCUGCUUGCUGCGCAGUAACAGUCUUUAGUGUUUUUCUUUCUGAUUGCCUUUAAAUAUGAAUUCCUCCCAUGCUUUCGGGUGCAUUUGAGGAUUUGCAGAAUCAAAGACGAAAAAGAAGAAGUGUGCUUCAACAGUUGGCAUUUGAAACAAUACUUUAAUAGUUCAUGCUUUUAAUCCCUUUACCUGGUGUGCUGCUUUCCUCUUUCUGGUGGAUUGUGUACUCCCUCUCAUGUAUAAGCUUCAAAAUUCUGCAGUGUAACUCCUAAAUGCUACCAUUGAGAGAGACCAUAUCUUCUCUGGACUGACCUUUCUAUACUUGCAACCAGUAGAGUUAAAAAAAUAGAUUUUUGGAUUCUUGUAUUUAUUUUUGAAACCCUGCAUGGACUGUGGAGCACAUCUCAGAAUAACUCACCCUCUAUUCCACCUCAGAGCUGGCCGUUGACUGCUCUCUGUGCCACAUAGUAAGUCGGAGCCCGAAACAUUAAGCUGUUUCAGUCGUUAGCCCAAACUCGUUUAACACUUACAACAUCUCCAGUAAAACCUGUUUAAAGCGUAUCUCUUUUCUUUAGACUCUAAGCGGUCGAGACAAAAGCCCGGCUAUUACGUGUUGUAAUUUAUUGGUUUUUGUUGUGAAUGUGAAAAAUGCUCAAAUGAAUGGACUCAUUUCCUUUUCUUAAUAUCUGUCUUUUUUUCUUCUUCAUGUCUGUUUUUCUCUGAAAAGCUCUCACAUCCUCCUUUAUUGUCUGUGAAUGUGCUCCAUAAUGAAUUGAUAUUAUUUGGCUUUUAAGUCUCAUUGUAGUCUAGGUAAUGUUCACAUGUCCGUCCACAGCAGCUCUCUUCUCAGGGAGGAUGAAGAGUGAGACCUGGUUCCAUUAAAAACCUGGUUCAGCAUGUUUCAAAACCAGAAGAUCAAUAACGUUUAAGCUUAUCGAGUCUGCUAUCAAGUCUGUGCAAAGAGGUCCAAAAUGUGGCUACAUUUCACCAAAGCUGAAGUGAAAGUGAAGUGAAAUGCAAAUAAAUUUCUUGCGAGGGGGAAACACAACCUCAAUGGCCAAGCACAUCAGCAUUGUACAUUAAAUCAAGCCCAAAUGCAGAACCUUUGAUUGUCAUCCUCCUCCUCCACCUAAAGCAGCCAGGGAAGGAACACCCAGACUUACUGCAAGUCAUUAUCCAAUGGUGAAAUCAAAGUUAAAAUCAGCAGGAUAUAUGCUAGGUUGCUAACUAACCGAUAUGACCUCUGAUUGCAUUGUGAGGUGUUCAAGGUCAAGUAAGUAAAAAGAGAAUGAAGUAAAAGUAAAUAAUUCAUUAUCAUGUUGUGUUCAUAUGUCACUUUCAUAAAAAUAAGCCUGUACAAAUACAUCUGUUUAGAAGAUCUGUAUAAGUAUAUAUUACAGAUGGAAUUACAACCUGAUAGACUUACCAACACAAGCGCUCAUGACAUCAAGUUAAUGUAUUAACUUAGGUUCAGGAGCAAGGCCACGCCUUCACCACACCUCCAAUCACCUGACUAGCCUACAUAUACACAUCCAUCCCAAUACACUCUUGCUGCGUCCGAAUUGCCAAGUAGUAGUCGAAGUAGUAUGUAGCAUGUCCGAAUUGGCCACCGGAGCGAGUAGCAUGCUACUUCAGAUACUACUUUAGGUACUAGACACACCCACAUUGUAGUAUGGUCGCAGUGCAUCCUACGGGCAUGCUACUAACCCAAAAUGCACCGCGGGCUUCUUCUUCGUCCUCUUAAAAGUUGUAGAAGCACAUGUGAUGCUAGCGCCACCAGCUGCUGCCUAUUUAGAUGCAGCAGCAGGCGGGACCGCAGCAGUACAGAUGUAAGUCUCGUGUAACUUCACGCACUAUUCUAAAAAAUGUGCGGUUGUAUCUCUUUGUCAUGUCAUGGUGUCAUAUUUGCCUAAGUAAUCAUUUUAUGAGCAAAUAUGUGGCGACAUCAUGGAGGUAAAGCUCACUUAUUCCAUCAUUAAACUGCACAGCUGCAGUAAUCAGGCAGAUCUCAUUGAACAAACGAUCAUCACUUGCACAAUUACCAUUCAAAGAGUCUAAAACUGUCUGCACGGGCGCAGUACUUACUCUCUGCCUGCGGGGGUCGUCUUUCCCCACCGCUCGUCUAGUGUGUCCGAAUUGGGCCAACGUGUUUAGUAUGUAGGAGUAGGAUCUAGCAGUAUUAUGUAGCAGUAGUAUGUGGUAUGCGAGCGGGCAAUUCAGAUGCAGCAUCUGUUUUUCUGCCUCCCUCUUCAAAACUAAUGCUUCUACCACCUUCCUGGUCUGCCUCUCUCUGAUCUCAGUCCAUUUUCAGGUACAGUCUGAGUUGGACUAAGCUCGGGCAGAACAACGCCUGAGAUGGAACCCCCAUCCUGAGUCUCUCCCUGCCGGGCCUCUACAGAACCUCCCAGACCUACAAGACAUUCAACACUCCUCAUUAGCCUCAUCAUCCAUCACAUCAUACACACAACAAAG